This is a messenger RNA of Triticum aestivum (bread wheat), 703 nucleotides long. RefSeq lists its product as uncharacterized. The record is from RefSeq and is a predicted model, not a curated record. Lineage: Eukaryota; Viridiplantae; Streptophyta; Magnoliopsida; Poales; Poaceae. Bases 252 to 524 code for a protein of 90 amino acids. The transcript has a single exon.
GGCGUCACGGCUGAGCAUCUCUCGUGCCCUCCGCCACAAGAUUUCCAACCCCCACGACAGGACCAUUCCUCUCGCCCCGCCUCCGCCUAUAAAGCCCCGGCCUCCCGUUCCUCCUCUCCGGCGACCACAAGAAGCAAGACUUUGUCCCUACGCACGCACGCACACAAAGCAUCCAUCCGGCCCUCGGUUCCUAAGUCAGCGGAGUUUUUGUCCGUGUUGAUCGAUCGACGCUCGUCCUCUUCGUCGCCGGCAUGCAGCGGAGCAACUCGUUCGGGACGUCGUGGGCGGACCAGUGGGACACGGGCGCCGACCCGAGCCCGCGGGCGCGCGGCGGCGGCAACGCCGGCGGCGGCGGCAAGAAGGGCGGCGUGGAGAAGACCAAGGCGGCCGCGGCCACCGGGCUGAAGAAGGUCAAGGCCGGCACCGCGCAGGGGUUCCAAUGGAUCAAGGACAAGUACCAGAAGAAGAGCGCCGGCAAGAACGGCAAGCAGGGCGGCGGCUCCGAGGUGGCGGCCGGGUACUGACCGAUGAUCCGAGACGUCCUCCCUCGUGCGUCGUGCGUGUGGAUAUAUAUGGAGUACUAGUCAUGGACCGAUGAUGUUCUUGUUUUAUUAGUGUUGCGUCUGCGGACUGCUUAGCUUGCUCUGUUUUUAGCCUUUCUCAUGUACAUAAAUGAAGGGUUUGGUUUUGCUCUUGCUCUUCA